AUCGCACUACUUGUGUAUGGGUUUGUCUGGAUUAGCUAAAGAGAAUGGAGCCCAUUGACAGUAUCAGGAAUAGAGAAAUCAUUGCAACUGAGCAGUUAUUUUUUGACCAAGAUAAUGUUCUUCAGCUACAAGAAGUGAUCCCAAACUAAUCUGUAAUUUAAUUUAAAUCAAUAGGCUUGCUUGGCAUUACUGGACAAUAUUAGGAUCUGUUUUCUUGGUACAUUAAUGCCUGGUCAUUGGCUUUUGACUUGAUUUUUUGGAAGUACUGAACACUCAGAACUCCCAUUGAACAUUGUUAUAAUAAACAACUGCGGACUCUCUCAAUCUGACCACAUAAUAUGGUUUUAUCUGAAAAAGUUAGCCAGCUGAUGGAGUGGGCCAGCAAAAGAGCCGUUAUCCGAAUGAACGGAGACAAGUUUCGUCGCCUUGUAAAGGCACCACCAAGAAAUUACUCAGUGGUUGUGAUGUUCACUGCUCUUCAGCCUCACAGACAAUGUGCCGUGUGCAAGCAAGCUGAUGAAGAAUACCAGAUUCUGGCAAACUCCUGGCGAUACUCCAGUGCAUUUACCAAUAAGGUUUUUUUUGCCAUGGUGGAUUUUGAUGAAGGCUCAGAUGUAUUUCAGAUGCUAAACAUGAAUUCAGCUCCAACCUUCAUUAACUUCCCAGCUAAAGGGAAACCCAAAAGGGGUGACACAUAUGAGCUGCAGGUGCGAGGUUUUGCGGCCGAGCAGCUUGCUCGCUGGAUAGCUGAUAGGACUGAUGUCAAUAUUCGAGUGAUAAGACCCCCAAAUUAUGCUGGUCCCUUGAUGUUGGGUCUGCUGCUGGCAGUCAUUGGUGGCCUUGUGUACUUACGGAGAAGCAACCUGGAUUUUCUCUAUAACAAAACUGGCUGGGCUUUUGCUGCUUUGUGUUUUGUGCUAGCAAUGACAUCAGGCCAAAUGUGGAACCAUAUCAGAGGGCCACCAUAUGCUCAUAAGAAUCCCCAUACAGGACAAGUGAACUAUAUCCAUGGAAGCAGCCAAGCCCAAUUUGUGGCUGAAACACACAUUGUUCUACUGUUUAAUGGUGGUGUUACUUUAGGAAUGGUACUCCUGCAUGAAGCUGCUACCUCUGAUAUGGAUGUGGGGAAAAGAAAAAUAAUGUGUGUAGCUGGUGUUGGCCUGGUGGUAUUAUUCUUCAGCUGGCUGCUCUCUGUCUUCAGAUCUAAAUACCAUGGCUACCCAUACAGUUUCCUGAUGAGUUAAAGGAUUCCACAGGCUGGGAAAG
This is a messenger RNA of Trachemys scripta elegans, 1266 nucleotides long. It is a transcript of the gene MAGT1, whose product is annotated as magnesium transporter 1. The record is from RefSeq and is a predicted model, not a curated record. NCBI's taxonomy places the organism in Eukaryota, Metazoa, Chordata, Testudines, Emydidae. The transcript has 10 exons. Gene Ontology annotation, cellular component: oligosaccharyltransferase complex. Bases 339 to 1244 code for a protein of 301 amino acids.